AUGGCUGAAACCCUGUACUAUAAGUCGCCUUCACGCACGGCAAACGGGAUGGCGGACGUCGAAAUGAGCGACGCACCCAAAGGUGCAGAUGCCGCCAACGGCAAGAGCGUUGAAAAGAAGAAGUUUGAGGUCAAAAAGUGGAACGCUGUCGCGCUCUGGGCUUGGGACAUUGUCGUUGAUAACUGUGCCAUUUGCCGAAACCACAUCAUGGACCUUUGCAUCGAAUGCCAAGCAAACCAAGCAUCCGCUACAAGCGAAGAAUGCACCGUCGCCUGGGGUAUUUGCAACCAUGCUUUCCAUUUCCACUGCAUUUCAAGAUGGCUCAAGGCCAGAUCAGUAUGUCCGUUGGACAAUAGAGACUGGGAAUUCCAAAAAUACGGUCGGUAA
Molecule: messenger RNA, 387 nt
Organism: Akanthomyces muscarius
Lineage: Eukaryota; Fungi; Ascomycota; Sordariomycetes; Hypocreales; Cordycipitaceae
Exons: 7
Coding region: 1-387 (128 amino acids)
Biological process (GO): protein ubiquitination; ubiquitin-dependent protein catabolic process
Cellular component (GO): nucleus; cullin-RING ubiquitin ligase complex
Molecular function (GO): zinc ion binding; ubiquitin protein ligase activity; cullin family protein binding
Source: RefSeq, a predicted model, not a curated record